This is a messenger RNA of Polychytrium aggregatum, 2294 nucleotides long. Its product is annotated as tryptophan synthase beta subunit-like PLP-dependent enzyme. Bases 70 to 2181 code for a protein of 703 amino acids. The record is from RefSeq and is a predicted model, not a curated record. Gene Ontology annotation, biological process: L-tryptophan biosynthetic process. Gene Ontology annotation, cellular component: cytoplasm. The transcript is spliced from 12 exons. Lineage: Eukaryota; Fungi; Chytridiomycota; Chytridiomycetes; Polychytriales. Gene Ontology annotation, molecular function: tryptophan synthase activity.
CUCGUCAACUCGCAGCCCAUCGACUUGCAACCCGCUUGCGACUCAUCGAUCCGCAGCCUCCCACGCACCAUGUCCAAGCACAUCUCCAACGCCUUUGCCGCCGCCAAGGCCCAGAACCGCCCCGCCUUUGUCACCUACGUGACCGCCGGCUAUCCCGACCCCUCCACCACGGUUGACACGCUGCUGGCUCUCCAGCGCGGCGGUGCCGAUGUCAUCGAGCUUGGCGUGCCCUUUUCCGAUCCCAUGGCCGACGGCCCCACGAUCCAGGAAGCCAGCUUUGUCGCCCUGGAGCACAAUGUCGAUAUUCCCAUGUGCCUCUCGUUUGUGCGUGAGGCUCGCCAGAAGGGCUUGACCGUCCCCGUCGUCUUCAUGGGCUACUACAACCCCUUCCUGAACUACGGUGACGUCAGGCUCAUGAAGGAGUGCCAGGAGGUCGGUGUCGAUGGCUUCAUCAUCGUCGAUCUUCCUCCUGAGGAGUCGCUCCGCUUCCGCAACCUCUGCUGCGACUACGGCCUGAGCUACGUCCCUCUGAUCGCUCCCUCGACCACCGAAGCCCGCAUCAAGCACCUGGUCAGCAUCGCCGACAGCUUCAUCUAUGUCGUCAGCGCUCUUGGUGUCACUGGCGUCCGUGCCACUGUCAACACCGCUCUCCCGACCAUCAUCUCCCGCAUCCGCAGCCAGAGCGACGUUCCGCUUGCCGUCGGCUUUGGUGUUGCCACCCGCGAGCACUUUGAGCUCGUCGGCCAGAUGGCCGAGGGUGUCGUCAUCGGCUCCAAGAUUAUCAACGUGCUCAAGACCUCUGAAAAAUCGGAGCGUGCCGCCAAGACCCAGGAGUAUGCCUCGUACAUCACCGGUCGUCAGGAUGUUCCCCCCCCCACCCGUGACGCCGCCAGCGGCUCUGGCUCCAAGAGCAUCAAGACCGAGUUCCUUGCCAACGAGCAUGUCGUUGCCGACCGCUUCGGCGACUUUGGUGGCCAAUACGCCCCCGAAGCCCUCGUGAACUGUCUCCAGGAAAUCGAAGCGGAGUACGCCAAGGCUGUCAAGGACCCUGAAUUCUGGAAGGAGUUCCAGUCGUACUACUCGUACAUCGGCCGCCCCUCCCCCCUCACCUUUGCCAAGCGUCUGACUGACCAGUGCGGCGGUGCUCGCAUCUGGCUCAAGCGCGAGGAUCUGAACCACACCGGCUCCCAUAAGAUCAACAAUGCCCUCGGCCAGGUCCUGCUCGCUCUGCGCCUCGGCAAGAAGCGCAUCAUUGCCGAGACCGGCGCCGGUCAGCACGGUGUCGCCACGGCCACCGUCUGCGCCAAGUUUGGUCUUGACUGUACCAUCUACAUGGGCGCCGAGGACGUUCGUCGCCAGGCGCUCAACGUCUUCCGUAUCCGCCUUCUCGGCGCCAAGGUCAUCCCUGUCGACUCGGGCUCCCGCACCCUCAAGGAUGCCAUCAACGAGGCCAUGCGCGACUGGGUUACCAACGUCGAAACCACCCACUACCUGAUUGGCUCUGCCAUCGGCCCCCACCCCUUCCCCACGAUUGUGCGCGAGUUCCAGUCCGUCAUCGGUCGCGAGACCCGCCAGCAGCUCCUGGAGCGUCAGGGCAAGCUCCCCGAUGCUGUCGUGGCCUGUGUCGGCGGUGGCUCCAACGCCAUCGGCAUGUUCAUGCCUUUUGCCGAGGACAAGAGCGUCCGUCUGAUUGGUGUCGAAGCUGCUGGUGAUGGUAUCGACACUCCCCACCACUCUGCCACCUUGAGCUGCGGCCGCCCCGGUGUUCUCCACGGAACCCGGACCUACCUCCUCCAGGACGACAACGGACAGAUUAUCGGCACCCACAGCAUCAGUGCUGGUCUUGAUUAUCCUGGUGUCGGCCCCGAGCACGCCUGGCUCAAGGACUCGCAGCGCGCCGAGUACGUCUCGGCCACCGAUGCCCAGGCCCUCAUUGGGUUCCGCUCGCUUUCGCAGCUCGAGGGCAUCAUCCCGGCCCUCGAGACCUCGCAUGCCGUCUACCAGAUCAUGGAAGUCGCCAAGACCCUCAGCAAGGACCAGGACAUUGUCCUCUGCCUCAGUGGUCGUGGCGACAAGGACGUCAUCUCCGUGGCCGAGGCUCUCCCCAAGCUCGGCGAUCAGAUCGGAUGGGACCUCCGCUUCGAAGGCGAUGCCAGCGCCAUGCAGCCCAAGACCCACUAAGCUGCUGCUGCUUACAGCGUUUCCAAAAUGAAAUGAGACACCCCCCCGUUUUCAACCAGGACUGUGUUUUUUUCUGGAACCUGAAUACACACCCAAUACAAUCGCGCGCUGGC